AAAAUAAAAUUUUAAAAAAAGGACAAAAAAUCAUUGAGAGCUUUAUCGUAUCUGCGGCGUGGACUUUUUGCUGAAUUUCAGAUCCGCAAAGCCCAAAAAAACAGAGAGAUAGAGAGAGAGAGAGAGAGAAGAAGAAGAAGAAUAAGACGAAGAAGUUUGUAAAUUUUGGUUUUUUUAUUUUUUUUAUUUUUUUCGGUUGGGUUUGAUUUUGAUCCAAUGGCUGGGAACGCGGACCGACCACCGUCAUCAAAAUCAUCGCCACCGUCAAAGUCGUCUUCAUCGUCGGCUGCUCCUUCACGGCCUACGAUCGCCCUACCACCGCGGUCUUCUUUCGAAGCUCUCUUCAAUGGUGGUGGUGGUGGUGGUGUUGGUGGUCCAGGCAUGGGUUUCAGUCCAGGUCCCAUGACUUUGGUCUCCAACUUCUUCGCUGAGAACGAUGAGUUCAAGUCAUUUUCUCAACUCCUCGCCGGUGCCAUGGCAUCUCCGGCGGCCAGACCGAACUUCCAAUCCCCACCGGAAGACCAAACUUCCGGUGACGGCUCCAAAGGUGGAGAUUACGAUUUCCAGUUCAAGCAGAGCAGGCCGUCGGGUUUGAUGAUUACGCAGUCGCCGGUGUUCUCGGUCCCUCCGGGGUUGAGCCCCGUUGGCUUGCUCGACUCGCCGGGUCAGGGACCCUUUGGAAUGACCCACCAGCAGGUGCUAGCACAGGUGACAGCUCGGGCAGCACAAGGCCAUCCCAAUAUGCAUAUCCAAACUGACUAUUCAACAUCUAUAUCAGCAGCUCCUUCUACAUCAUUGACGCAGCUUCCAGCCUUUACUACAAGUACAACCACAUGCCAGGAGAUGCCAUCUUUAGUUCCCGACUCCAGCAUUGCAGUUAAGGAAUCCUCUGAUGUCUCUCAACCAGAUCAGAGAUCCCAGUCGUCCUCAUUUACUGUUGAUAAGCCUAAUGAUGAUGGCUACAACUGGCGAAAAUAUGGGCAGAAGCAAGUGAAAGGCAGUGAAUUUCCUCGAAGUUAUUACAAAUGUACACAUCCAAGUUGUCCUGUCAAGAAGAAGGUUGAGCGCUCUCUUGAUGGCCAAGUAACUGAAAUAAUAUACAAGGGUCAGCACAACCAUCAACGUCCUCCACCCAACAAACGUGCGAAGGAUGUUGGAAAUCCAAAUGGGAAUUUAAAUAUUCAGGGGAACCCCACCUUUACUUCUCAAGUUCAUGGUGAGAGUGUUAGCAAAUCAAACGAAGGGUCAAUUGUUUGUUCAUUGUCCAGGAAGGAGCAGGAAUCUAGCCAAGCAACACAUGAUCAAAUAUCUGGGACUAGUGACAGUGAGGAAGUAGGAGAUGCUGAAACUGGUGUAGCAGAAAAGGAUGAAGAUGAACCCGAACCCAAGAGAAGAAGUACAGAAGUCAGGUAUUCGGAGCCAGCUUCUUCACAUAGGACUGUCGCAGAGCCGAGGAUCAUUGUACAGACAACUAGUGAAGUUGAUCUGUUAGACGAUGGCUACAGAUGGCGCAAGUAUGGGCAGAAAGUUGUGAAAGGCAAUCCUUAUCCAAGGAGCUACUACAAAUGCACAACACCAGAUUGCAAUGUUCGCAAGCAUGUUGAGAGGGCAUCGACGGAUAUAAAAGCUGUGAUAACAACAUAUGAGGGAAAGCAUAAUCAUGAUGUACCAGCUGCCAAAACUAGUAGCCACCACACAGCUAACAAUAAUGCAUCAAAUCAAAGAUUUCAUAACACAGGAACACAGAACCAUGGCUCGUUUAACAAGAUGGGUCUCAGCAACAAUGAUGAGCAGCCUAUAGGACGUUUACGGUUAAAAGAAGAACAGAUAACAUAAUUUCUCCGUGUAAAAGAACCAGGGGAAGUAAGAUUGCAAGAAGAAUAUAGCAAAACCUAUAACAUGUUUAUGUUUUGCUUAGCUACAAAUGAUCUUGCUUGAAUAUGCUUUUAUUACACUUUUGAGGGUCAUAGUUUUGAUCAGGGCCCAUAUACCCAACUGCUAAUAUACAAGAAGGAAAGAGGCAUGUGGAAACAUAUUAAGGAGAAUUCAACAUCAACACCUUUGCUUUGGAUUGAGUUGGCUAAUUUUUGUUGUAUGUAAAUUACUUAAUGAGCAUUGUUACUAAAUAUCGAGAUUUCUGUGCAUUCUUUUGUACAUGCAUGUAUAUGUAUACAAAAAUAUGUUUAUCUCCUAAUCUUGUCUACGUUAUAUUGAGUAAUAUUGUUUUUGUUGUC
Messenger RNA from Ziziphus jujuba (common jujube), 2234 nucleotides. Its product is annotated as probable WRKY transcription factor 3. Lineage: Eukaryota; Viridiplantae; Streptophyta; Magnoliopsida; Rosales; Rhamnaceae. Bases 217 to 1836 code for a protein of 539 amino acids. The transcript has 4 exons. Gene Ontology annotation, biological process: regulation of DNA-templated transcription. The record is from RefSeq and is a predicted model, not a curated record. Gene Ontology annotation, molecular function: DNA-binding transcription factor activity; sequence-specific DNA binding.